AUGAGCGAGUCUGUCCGACCGGUGAAAAAGAAACGUGUGAAUGUCCGCCGCCCUGAUGUGAUGGAGUUGGUGCAGGCUGAGGUGAAUCGACAUUACAGUUCGCCCAUCGUGGAUAAGCUGCGGAAUAAUGGCGGGUCGCUGACGGUAAAGAAUACGACGGUGCGCUUGGCGCAGCAAUUUGGGUUUUGUUAUGGCGUGGAGAGAGCGAUUGAUCUGGCGUAUGCUUCGCGGCGGGUUUUUCCGGAAGAACGAAUUUUUUUAAUCGGUGAGAUUAUCCAUAAUCCUGAAGUCAAUCGACAGCUGGAAGAAAUGGGGAUCGUUUCUCUGCCGUGGCGUGAAAUUUCAGAAGAUUAUGACGCGUUAAGUGAAGAAGAUGUCGUGAUUGUGCCCGCUUUUGGAGCGCCGCUUUCUUUUAUCGAUAAAGUAGAGAGGCAGGGGUGUCAUAUUAUUGAUACGACUUGUGGGGAUGUGAUGAAGGUCUGGAGACAGGUGAAGACUUACGCGAAGUCCGGCGUGACCUCGCUCAUCCACGGGAAACGCGGACAUGAGGAGACACGGGCGACGGCGUCUCGGGCGACGGGGGUUGAUGGUAAGGGUCAUUAUCUAAUUGCGCUGACUUUGGAGGAGGUGGAUUAUGUUUGUCGAUUUAUGCUGGAGGGUGGUGAUAAAGAGGAGUUUUUUAGGAAGUUUGAAAAAGCGCAUUCGGAGGGAUUUGAUCCCGAUCUGCAUUUGAGGCAAAUUGGAGUGGCGAAUCAGACGACGAUGUUGAAGAGUGAAACAGAGGAGAUUCAAAAUCGAGUUCGCAAAGUUAUUGAGAAGCGCGAUGGCCCUGAGGAAAAUUUUAUGUUUUUUGAUACGAUCUGCGGGGCGACGCAAGAACGUCAGGAUGCUCUCUUUGAUAUGCUGAAAAAGCCGAUGGAUUUGCUUUUGGUCGUUGGGGGAUACAAUAGCUCAAAUACAACGCAUUUAGUUGAGAUCGGGGUGCAGUCAUUGCCGACUUAUUUUAUCCGGGAAGCAUCGUGUCUCGAAUCUCUGGAAACGAUUGUGCAUUAUGAUAUCGAGAAGCAUAAAGAGGUCAGUGGACGCAAUGUCUUGAGUCGCUUUGAUAUGAAGCCUGCGACGAUUGGCAUUACUGCCGGGGCUUCUUGUCCGGGUAAUUUGAUCGAGGAUGCGAUCGUCAGAGUGCUGGCUUUGAGAGGGAUUUCGAAGGAGGAAAUUGAGAGUGUUUCGGUGUGA
Molecule: messenger RNA, 1236 nt
Organism: Nerophis lumbriciformis (worm pipefish)
Lineage: Eukaryota; Metazoa; Chordata; Actinopteri; Syngnathiformes; Syngnathidae
Source: RefSeq, a predicted model, not a curated record